AAAACAACAAAUACAAUUGUUCGUAUUGGUUGUUGUUUUGCAGAUUGUUGUUUUGAGAGCGAAUUUUAUUCGAGUUAAAAUACUUAAACAAAUAAACAUUUUGUGUCAGUAAAAUAAAUAUAAAUAAUUAUAAUUUUGUGUCAAAUUCGAUAAACAUAUUGCAAGAACACGUUAUAAGUUCAAAGUAAGAUUUCGUUUGCACCAAUCACAAACCGAAAAAUCAAUAGAACAAAGUUCUUUGACAAAGCGCCGUACAGCUUAUAACUACACAAAACAUAUAGUAAGAUGGGAGCUGAGCAUUCCCAGCAACGAGCGGAGGCAGAUGGACGAGAAAUUUUUGAGAGUGAUUUAAAAAUCACACUUGGCAAUACAAGGCAAUCACAUAGUGCCACACCCACUGGUAGCACAAAACGACGUAGUGGUCGACAAAGCACAAGCAGUGCUGGCUCCAAUCGUGGCAGUAAACAUAUCGUUGAGACAGUAACAGCAACUGCAUCUCCGACUACCUCUGUAGAGCUAAGUCGACCACCUUCGCCACCACUGAGUGUAUGCUCUGACUUGCCUUACGUUUCUUAUACAGAUCGUCCUAUAGGUGACUCACCGAAGAUUCGAAAUAAACCACAUAGUCGUCACCAACAAGCGAACAGUAUAAAUCGUAGUGCAGGUAUACGCAAGUCUUUUGGCACAGGUGCUACACCAAAGCGUCCGCAAUCUACUUCUGGUACAAUAGUGAUUGUUAAACCAGGCGCGCGUGAUGCAGACUACGAUGCAGAUGCAGAUUUGACGCGUUUGCGUAACAUUCCACAAUUCCUGCCUGUACUACGUGACUCUAUAACAACAGCAGCCUUCACACGAGAUCAGGAAGUGUUAGAGCGUUUGAAUGCGCAACAUUUAGUGAAUAUUUGUAGUCGCAUGCAAACACAUUUAAAUCUUUGCGCCACACAAGUAACUCAAGAACAAAAUCAUCUUGUUGAACGUACAAAAGUUGUUAGCAAUUCCAUAACAACAUUGUUUGCUUCGUUUGUGGACAUGCAGAAAACGUAUGCCGCUUAUGCCGAACAAUUCUCCAAGGUGCGUACUAUAUCACAACAACUGAGUCGGUGUAACUCCUUGCUGCAUGACAAUAUAGCAAAUUUGGAAGCUAUAAAUAAUUUUCUUGAUGUUGAAGAUCGUUUGGAGCCUUUCAUUUGGCGCACAGAUGAUGGUAAGCAGCGUGGUGAAGCGGAAGGUGCACCUGGUGGAGGUAGUGGGCGACUGACGCGUAUGUAGUGCGUUUGAGUGAAUGCUAGUCGCUAAUUGUUCUUUCACAUAAACGUUGGCGCUAUUCUGGCAAAACGAUCCAAUCUGGAAAAGCAAUAUUUUCUUUUCUCAGGCGUAAAAUCGUUAUCAUUGUUGUUAUAAGACUUUAAUCCCACGGUCUAGUUUUGAUUAGGGUCGAAUGUGUAAUUUGAAUUAAGUUUUUGUUGUGUUUAAGAGCUAUGUGAUGUAAAUACAAUUACAAGAUAAAUCUUGUAAUUUCUAAUUGUUGUAAGACAGUAAUUUAAAAAUACUAAUCUUCAAGGUUUACUGUUUAAAUAAAUAAGAGGAUAGAAAAAUAAAAUUAUUACAUA
Molecule: messenger RNA, 1610 nt
Organism: Bactrocera dorsalis (oriental fruit fly)
Lineage: Eukaryota; Metazoa; Arthropoda; Insecta; Diptera; Tephritidae
Gene: BORCS5
Product: Loss of heterozygosity 12 chromosomal region 1 protein-like protein
Exons: 1
Coding region: 286-1269 (327 amino acids)
Biological process (GO): lysosome localization; positive regulation of anterograde synaptic vesicle transport; organelle transport along microtubule
Cellular component (GO): cytoplasmic side of lysosomal membrane; BORC complex; synaptic vesicle membrane
Source: RefSeq, a predicted model, not a curated record